AUGGUAACCGGUGAUGAGAGAACGCUGGAUCUGACUACAACUUUCGGACUCAAUGCACUUGCCGCAUUAGCCACUGUCCUAGGUGGUUGUGUCAUUUUCAGCAACAAACUCCUACAACUCGCCAGUCCCAUGUUCAUGGCUGUUCUCCUUAGUGUAUCUGGGGGAAUAACGCUUUUUCAAACUCUCGUCCUACUGCUGGCAAGCUCGUUUCAAGAAUUUUAUGAAACAUUCGGAGAAAGUGACGGUGCUGACAAAAUGAGGAUAGACGACAACGAUAUCGGCAAUGCAUGGCUGGCAGCCACUGGGUGUUUUGGUGGUGGUAUACUCAUUAGCUACCUUGUCGACUAUAUCGUUCAGAAACUCACGCCGGGUCAAAAUAUGAAUGGCACAGCUCGUAUGCACCCCGAACGUCUGUCAUUCGAAGAAGGUAUGUAUGACCUCAAGCCACCAAUAGAACUCGCUCAAAACCAGGGCAGCGAUGUAUUUAUCAAAAUGGACGAAGCUGCCAAAGAGAAGCUGCAGCGUAUGGGCAUUCUGAGUGCCAUGGCAGUUGGUAUUCAUAAUAUUCCCGAAGGCAUAACUACAUUCGUGGCUUCCUCCGAACAUGCGUGGAUUGGACUGUCACUUGCGAUUGGUGUCGCUCUACACAAUGUUGCCGAGGGCAUUGCAGUUGCUGCACCAAUUUACUUUGCAACAGGCAGCACAUGUCGCGGUCUACUUUGGUGUUUCUUAUCAGUUCUUGCACAACAUAUUGGUGGUCUCAUAGCAUUUGUGUCACUUGGCACAGAUGCCGAUAAUGCAUCGCAGGGCAUUUUAUACGGUUUGUGCGCCGGUAUGUUGUCUGGCAUCACUAUGAAAGAAAUCAUUCCUACUGCCUACAUGUACGCUAAUGGACGGAUGUACCUCGUGUCGGCUGGUGCACUAGGUGGUAUGUUCUUAAUGUCUACCGGGCUCAUUUUCUUCAAGUACAUCGGCGUAUGA
Messenger RNA from Plasmopara halstedii, 981 nucleotides. Its product is annotated as zinc (zn2)-iron (fe2) permease family. The transcript has a single exon. Gene Ontology annotation, biological process: zinc ion transmembrane transport. Gene Ontology annotation, cellular component: membrane. Gene Ontology annotation, molecular function: zinc ion transmembrane transporter activity. Lineage: Eukaryota; Oomycota; Peronosporomycetes; Peronosporales; Peronosporaceae. The record is from RefSeq and is a predicted model, not a curated record. The coding region runs from base 1 to 981 and encodes 326 amino acids.